Messenger RNA from Penicillium antarcticum, 1053 nucleotides. Its product is annotated as zinc-binding alcohol dehydrogenase family protein. The coding region runs from base 1 to 1053 and encodes 350 amino acids. The record is from RefSeq and is a predicted model, not a curated record. The transcript is spliced from 4 exons. Gene Ontology annotation, molecular function: oxidoreductase activity; zinc ion binding. NCBI's taxonomy places the organism in Eukaryota, Fungi, Ascomycota, Eurotiomycetes, Eurotiales, Aspergillaceae.
AUGAAGGCUAUCGUUGUUGACGAAUAUGGGCCAAUCGAGAAUCUAAAAGCUCGAAGCGUUCCUGAUCCCGGGGAACCCAAGGGCCGUGAUUUGUUAGUAAGGAUCGAGGCAUGUUCUGUCAAUCCCAUUGAUAUGAAGGUGCGCGCUGGUAAAUAUGAUGAUUACCCCGACUACUAUUCGCAUGUUCCCCGCCCAUAUCAAAUUUGUGGAUUUGAUGGCGCGGGAAUUGUGGAAAAAAAGGGUCCCGACUGCUCACUCUUCAGUGAGGGUGACGAGGUUUUCUUUUCCGGUAGUCCAGUCAGACACGGAUCCAAUGCAGAACUUCAGUUGGUGGACGAGCGCGCUGUGGGCCAUAAACCAAAAGGUUUGGACAUGACCGAAGCCGCAGCGCUGCCUCUUACGUAUAUCACGGCAUAUCAAGCACUCGUCGCACAAAUGGAAAUUCAGAAGCGGGAGAAUGCAGCAGUGCUCAUCAUCAACGGAGCAGGAGGCGUUGGGGCCAUGGCUAGUCAAAUAGCACGCCACUACCUUGAGAUACCAGUUGUGAUUACGACCGCUUCCCGCCCGGAGAGUGUUGACUACACGAAGAAAAUGGGCGCAACGCAUGUCAUCAAUCAUAGGGAAGAUGUGGUGAAGCAAAUCCAGAACCUCAAUCUUGAUGUUCCUGUGAAGUAUAUUUUCAUCACGCAUUCUACCGACCAAUAUAUGGACACAUGUGCCAAAGUUUGUGCCCCAUUCGGCAAGGUAUGCUCGAUUGUACAAGGUCAGGCCAAAAUGUACGGCACAGAGUUCAUGGCAAAAUCUUUGUCAUUCAUAUGGUGCUUGAUUGGUACCAAGCCUGUAUAUGGAACGGAUGUGGAGUCUCACCACCGGAUUCUGGAAGAACUGGGCCAGUUGUUGAACUCUGGAAAAAUUCGUUGUCACCUAACACGUCGACUUGGGCUGACCCUAGAUGGUGUUCGAGAAGCUCACCGUUCUGUCGAGAGUGGGGGAAAUAUUGGAAAGACUGGUUUGUCAAUCGGUGAUAUUCGAGGCGCUGAAUCUUUCAAGUAA